Molecule: messenger RNA, 2309 nt
Organism: Halichondria panicea
Lineage: Eukaryota; Metazoa; Porifera; Demospongiae; Suberitida; Halichondriidae
Exons: 12
Coding region: 137-1915 (592 amino acids)
Molecular function (GO): RNA binding
Source: RefSeq, a predicted model, not a curated record
UGAUGUUCCCUAAUUAACCCCAAUGUCGAUUUUGUGAAAGAUUCUUGAUCGAUCGUCCUCUCGCUCGCUUUUGUACAGUAUAGAACUAGCUAGCUAUGAACUAAAGAAGCCUACAAGAAGAAUUCUUAGACUUGCUAUGCUGUCAAAUGGUGCCCUUGAGCACCGCCUACCUUUCAAGCUUGGAUCUCCACUAAAGAAUGGUUUGAUACCUAACGGCAUCAGCACGGACAUGAAUAGCGAAGAGGUCCGUACACUGUUUGUGAGUGGUCUCCCUAUGGACGUCCGCCUCAGGGAGCUGUACCUCCUCUUCAGGUGUUACGAGGGUUAUGAAGGCUCUUUCCUGAAGCUGAUCAGCAGUAAGCCAGGGAAGCCUCCCCAGCCCAUAGCUUUUGUCAGUUUCACCGCCAGAGCACUGGCCGAGAGAGCACUUGAGGAACUACAGGGUAUUCGAUUUGAUCCGGCCAGCUCCCAGACACUGCGUCUAGAGUUUGCACGGACUAACAGUAGAGUCUCUCCCAAGCAGCAACAGACCCAGGUACAGCAGCAACAGCAACAGCAGUCUCAUGCAGCGCCCCAGGUCCAGCAUCCCAUGGCCGUCCCACAACAGACCAACCACCCUGUCUACUAUCACUCGUACCCGACUGCCGUCAACAAAGAUGGCAUGUAUUCUCUCUACUGUCUGCCUCCCUCCUCCCCGACAGCUUUUGCCAUGGCAGCAGCGCAGGCCCCAAGCCACAGUCAUCAGAAUCUCUUUGGACUCACGACGGAUAACAGCGGGUGGUCCCAUAGAAUGCUCCCCAUGAACUACCACCAGAACUUGUCCCACGUCUCCACGCCCUCCCCCACCCUCUCACCCGCCCCCUCAACCCCACACCUCUCAGUGCUCAACAUACUAUCAGACUCGGACUCUUCAGUGUACAACUCUCCAUCUCACACCCCCACUCAAGCCCUGGAGAACAACUACUACUACUCAGUGCCGUCAACGAGCAGUCCAGUCCCACUAGAGUACCCUCCAGAGUACUCUACUAGCCAGCCCUGUUCCACUCUGUUUGUGGGCAACCUGGACAAUCAGACAAGCGAGAUAGAGGUUGGGGAGCUCUUCAGGAGCUGUGAAGGUUUUGUCAAAGUCAAGCUGGUGUCGAGAGUAGGCCCUCCAGUCGCCUUUGUUGAAUUCAACAACAUUGAUUGUGCUGAGAUGGCCAUGAGCAAUCUACAAGGCAGUACGCUGUCUAGCUCCAGCAGGAUGAGCGGCAUCAGGAUAGAGUAUGCCAGGCAGAAAAUGGGAGAGGUGAGAAGCCCUCCCUCGGACACAGCUGAGGCCAUUCAGAACAUCACCAGCUCAGCUGCCAGUCUCGCAAUAACACAGUCCAACCCAGCCCCCAAUGUAGACACACCCCUACUCAGCUCAGUUCUGCCGGUGGAUAUCGAUCCUGCUGUUGUGUCAACCGGACUAGCCCAAACUCUCCCUCUCCCAUCAGGAUUCCAUCUUGAUUUACAGCCCGGAAAUAAUUCAAUGCCAGCGAUGAAACCGGAACAGUACAUACAGCAAGGCUCAAUGCCGUUGCCAGCCUUCCCCGUGCAGCAAGGAAUGCAGGGAAUGCAAGGAAUGCAAGGAAUGGACCCAGCACAUCACAGCUAUAGUCUGCCCAGACAGAGCCCCGUACAAUCAAUAAGCAGUUUGGUGACGCAGAAUUUAAGUGCCAGUGGUGGCUCUCCCCAAAGACUUGAUUACGGAUCACUAGCCCCUCAGAAUAACCGAUUUCUCUACGGGCCUCAAGCCUAUGCCGGGAUUUCAAGAUACCAAGGAGGUAUGGUACCAGGAACGAUUGGUAUCAAUCAACAAGGCCAAAUGUUUGUCAACGGAUAUGUCCAAGGGAUGCCACAGUCCUGGCCCUACCCCAAGCAACCAUAUUAAUGGACUCUUAACUUACUCGACGAUAAUUAUAGGUUACAGUAUUUUGUGUAAUUAUUACUGGCUUUUAUGUAGUCAAGCACCCCCUUUACGCUGUUGUUUUGUUCAGUAAGCAGGGUUCAGUAAGCAGGCACCAUUAUUUUGUUUCAAGCAGAAAGACUGGGCAAGCACUCAGAGUUUGUGUUUUCUGGUGGCUAUAUCAUUUGUGUCCGGCAUGCACCUGGCCACUUUCUGCAUUCACUGUUUGUGCUAUUCAGUACACUAGCAGUCAUUAUGUUGUACAGUCAAACACCUGUUGAUUACUUAUUUAUCUUCUUACAUGCAAUAAUAAAUUGAUUAUGAUGUCGUUUUUGCUGCUGCAGUUAUUGAAACUGUCAUAAAGAGUUUAUACAAAUUA